ACUGAUUUUUCAUCCUAGGAAAUUCUUAAUGAGAGCUGCUGCUGCUGCAGGGACGUGUGGGGGUCCCGUAACACCCGCUCCUCCCCAAGGGCUCUCCGACAUCCCACUCUGGGCUGCGCGCUCGCCUUUUAUUCCGAGGGUGAGCGACCCCCCCGUGGUCAGAUAGCGGCUCGGGAGGGAGGAGCGGAGCUCUCCACAUGUCUGCCUUCCCUUAUCAACUUAUCAUAUAAGGAAAGGAGAGUGAUUGAUUCGUUUACCGAGCGGUAAAAUCAGGACGAAGCUGAGCAGAAGGAAGCGGUGAGGCUUUUUUGGGGGAAAGGAAGGCAGAGCCUGCAGCCACGGUGGGACUGCUCUUCCUUUCUGCAUCUGACAGCUGAGGGCACGACUGGGGGGAGUACGGCGUGGGACUGGGACGGCCAGAAAGUCCAGCCCUCGUUCAGACAACACAUGGCAGCAGAGCACUGAAUUUCUGCACAGGUUAACUUCGAUCUGGGCUCCUGUCAGCACACCAAGGCGCUCCGGAUCUGCUGGCUGGCCGCAGGAAUUAAAAUGCAGCUGACUGUUUACUUCACUUGGAGCUGCAGCAUUUUCCUAGCUUCGGGAUACAACUCCUUCAGUAAAAGCAUGGAGACUAUCGGCAAGAAGCAGUACCAGGUUCAGCACGGGUCGUGCAGCUACACCUUCCUCUUGCCUGAGACAGACAACUGCCGAUCUUCCAGCUCUUACGUCUCUAACGCCGUGCAGAGGGACGCACCUCUAGACUAUGAUGAUUCAGUUCAAAGACUGCAACUACUUGAAAACAUCAUGGAAAACAACACCCAGUGGCUAAUGAAGCUUGAGAAUUACAUCCAAGACAGUAUGAAGAAAGAAAUGGUAGAGAUCCAGCAAACUGCAGUGCAGAACCAGACUGCAGUAAUGAUUGAAAUAGGCACAAACUUACUAAAUCAAACAGCUGAACAGACCCGCAAAUUAACAGAUGUUGAAGCACAAGUAUUAAACCAGACAACCAGACUUGAACUUCAGCUUUUGGAACACUCUCUUUCAACAAAUAAAUUAGAAAGACAGAUUUCAGAUCAGACCAAUGAGAUAACUAAAUUACAAGAAAAAAACAGCUUUCUAGAAAAAAGAGUUCUUGAGAUGGAAGACAAGCACACACUUCAGCUGAAGUCAAUAAAAGAUGAAAAAGAUCAGCUUCAGGUCCUAGUAGCCAGACAGAAUUCCAUUAUAGAAGAACUAGAAAAGCAGUUAGUUACAGCCACGGUAAACAACUCUGUUCUGCAAAAACAGCAACAUGAUUUGAUGGAGACUGUUCAUAACUUGCUUACUAUGAUAUCAACACCAAACUCUAAGAACAACUUCAUAGCUAAAGAGGAGCAAAUCAGCUUCAAAGACUGUGCUGAAGCUUUCAAAUCUGGACUCACAACAAGUGGAAUCUACACCUUAACGGUUCCUAACACUGCACAGGAAAAGAAGGCCUACUGUGACAUGGAAACUAAUGGAGGAGGUUGGACAAUUAUGCAAAGACGUGAAGAUGGCAGCGUGGAUUUUCACCGGACAUGGAAAGACUACAAGAUGGGAUUUGGUGAUCCUGCUGGAGAGUACUGGCUAGGAAAUGAGUUUGUUUCUCAACUGACUAAUCAGAAGCGUUACGUUCUUAAAAUACUCCUGAAAGACUGGGAAGGAAAUGAAGCAUAUUCUUUGUAUGACCAAUUCUAUCUAGCAAAUGAAGAACAAAAAUACAGGAUCCACCUUAAAGGACUUACGGGGACAGCAGGCAAAAUAAGCAGUAUAAGCCAACCAGGAAAUGAUUUUAGCACAAAGGAUGCAGACAAUGACAAAUGUAUUUGCAAAUGUUCACAAAUGCUAACAGGAGGGUGGUGGUUUGAUGCAUGUGGUCCUUCUAACCUCAAUGGAAUGUAUUACCCAUUACGACAGAACAAUAACAAGUUCAAUGGUAUUAAGUGGUACUACUGGAAAGGCUCAGGAUACUCUCUCAAAGCCACAACUAUGAUGAUUCGACCAGCAGAUUUUUAAAUGCUUUUGCAUUCUUAUGUGAAUUAUGUAUUGUAUAGUCUUCAAAGACUUCAUUUGCCAAGCAUAUAAACACAUCUGCAACUUGUCUCAUUUUCAAGCCCAGAAAACAUGCGCUAAUGUUCUGAAGGGAUCAGUUCAUUCCAAUCCUUGAAUUGCAAUAGCCUUGAUCCACUAAAGCUCGUAUUAUUCAACUAGACACAAAGUCUAAAGCAUCAACAUGAUAUAACAGUUAUUUGGCCAAAUGACUGAAUAAAAAGAAUAUCCAAGAAACUGUCAGACAACUGAAGGACUGUCUUUUACCGAUCAUUUAUGUUAUAUAUGUGUUAGUAAAUAACUGGAACUGUGAAAAAUACCUAAAAUAGUUUUAGCAAUAUCCAUUUUGCCUCAUCACUGAACUUCAAACAUUACUCUAAUAUAAAACACGUAACUAGGUCUAGAACUAUUUAUCUGUGUGUCUGUUUGCCGUUAUGUACAUAGAAAUUAUACUCUUCUGUAAUUAGCCCAAUAUUGUAGUUAUUACAUUCUUUCCCCCAUAAUCUCCUAAACAAUUUCUUAUACUUAUUCAUAUUUUUUUUCCAACAGCCUGUAUUACUUUAUUUAAAAGAGGACAAAUAGCAUUUAAGUACUUUGCAUUUAUUCUUGAGAAAUACCAUGUACAAAAAAUACCAUUUAUUUCAGUUUGCACUUAUUACAGUUACUAUCUUUAAGUUACAAAAAUCCCUGCAAAUUACAGUGUUUCUUUACGUUGUUAUGAAAAUUGCACUUUUUUAUUACCUUGUCAUUUACCUGUAAAAUAACUGACCAGUAUUUUAUAAACUGAGACAACAGCAUAAACACCAGAUGUCUAGUUGUCUAUGACAAUCAGUCAUGGUGCUGUAGUCCAUCUAAAUAUUUUGUAAAAAUAACCUAUCUUAAAAAACAUAUGCAUGUUAUUUGAUGAAAUUCAAUUUAUGCCUGUGAAUUAAGAAAGAAAUUACUAUAUUUGAAAAACAAGGGAAAAAAAAAUCUGAAAGUUACCAAAGGUCAUACUGUAGGUUUUUUGUUUGUUUGUUUGUUUUUCAGUGAGGUUAGUAUUUCUCCCUUAAAAUUUUUCAUGAAGAAGGUAGGCCCUCAAUGUAUAACACAAUGUGAAUAAAUGACUCUACCAGGUAA
Oxyura jamaicensis (ruddy duck) is the source of this 3186-nucleotide messenger RNA. RefSeq names its product angiopoietin 2 (gene ANGPT2). Gene Ontology annotation, molecular function: receptor tyrosine kinase binding. The record is from RefSeq and is a predicted model, not a curated record. The transcript has 9 exons. Bases 550 to 2034 code for a protein of 494 amino acids. NCBI's taxonomy places the organism in Eukaryota, Metazoa, Chordata, Aves, Anseriformes, Anatidae. Gene Ontology annotation, biological process: Tie signaling pathway; angiogenesis.